AGAAUCAUUUCCUGCUGCACCCACAUGGCUGUCCAGAAGUCCUUAUUUUAAAUUAUUUCUUCGUUGUCUCUCGGCCAUAACAGGUAAAAAUGGAGGUUGCUUACCACAGCAUUUUUUCAUCAAAAAUAAUGGACCCCCUUUGAGAAUUGGAGCAGCUCCAGUGGCCCUAGAAAAAUUCUCCACAAUUUAAAUGUAUUUUCCAGUCCUGAUGUGAAAGAGAAGGCACAUUUCUCAAAAGCUCAUGGCCGUAGCUGAGGGGGAUUUGAAAGGGUGGAUGUAAAGCACCAACCAGCCAUCUGCCAGAUCGCUGUGUCCCCACCGAGGCUGCUCCUACACUCAGGUUCAGGGGUCCUACUGACAUUCUUACCUUUCUCCAUGGCUCAGCUCAGACUCUUCAAAUUCUUACUUUCAGAAGGAUGAAAUAGCUUCAGAAAAAAGAGACUGGCAUGGAUGUGUCAAUAAGAACUGCUAGAGGAAUGAGUCGCCACAUGGCCGCAGCCCUCCCAAUGGGCACAUUAAAGUACAUUCCGUCCCCCAAAGCGCCCGUUGCAACCAACAGCGACUUGGCCAACUUGUUUGAGUGCCCUGUCUGCUUUGACUUCGUCCUUCCACCAAUUCUUCAGUGCAGGAGCGGCCACCUGGUCUGCAGCAACUGCCGGCCCAAACUCACAUGCUGCCCGACGUGUCGGGGACCCCUGGGCUCCAUUCGGAACUUAGCCAUGGAGAAAGUGGCACAUUUUGUAAUGUUUCCUUGCAGAUAUGCCUUACUGGGCUGCAAAGUCGCUUUGGCACACAGUGAGAAAGUGGACCACGAGGAGCUGUGCGAGUUCAGACCCUACUCUUGCCCAUGCCCUGGCGCCUCGUGCAAAUGGCAAGGCUCGCUGGAUGACAUCAUUCCGCACCUAAUGCACAAGCACAAAUCCAUCACGACGCUCCAAGCAGAGGACAUCGUGCUGCUGGCCAGGGACAUCAACCUGCCAGGGGCUGUCAACUGGGUUUUGAUGCAGGCCUGCUUCGGCUUUCAUUUCUUGCUGGUCCUAAAGAAACUGGAGAAGUUUGACGGGCACCAGCAGUUCUUUGCCAUCGUUCAACUAAUUGGCACACGCAAGCAGGCCAAGAACUUCAUUUACCGCCUGCAGCUCAUCGGCCACUGCCGGCGUCUGACGUGGGAGGCGACCCCGCUGUCCAUCCACGAGGACAUCUCGGUGGCGGUCAUGAACAGCGACUGCCUGGUCUUUGACAUGAACAUCGCACAGCUCUUUGAAGACAGUGGCAAUCUGGACAUCAAUGUUACCAUCUCCACGUGCCACCCCAUGCCAAGUGACCAAGAGGGAUGACCUGCCUGCUGGGCUGGACUUAAAAAUUCUGCAACAAUAUGCCAAUGUGUGUCAAAAGUGGCGACCCUCUCCUGUUUCACCCACCGAACUGCAGCUGUUUUGUUUCGUUUUUCAUUUUUCUCCGUUUUUUGCUACCUUGUCUACUUUACAUUUAA
Molecule: messenger RNA, 1492 nt
Organism: Erpetoichthys calabaricus (reedfish)
Lineage: Eukaryota; Metazoa; Chordata; Cladistia; Polypteriformes; Polypteridae
Product: E3 ubiquitin-protein ligase SIAH1-like
Exons: 4
Coding region: 447-1337 (296 amino acids)
Biological process (GO): proteasome-mediated ubiquitin-dependent protein catabolic process; multicellular organism development
Cellular component (GO): cytoplasm
Molecular function (GO): ubiquitin protein ligase activity; ubiquitin conjugating enzyme binding; zinc ion binding
Source: RefSeq, a predicted model, not a curated record